Messenger RNA from Umbelopsis ramanniana AG, 2292 nucleotides. RefSeq lists its product as uncharacterized. The transcript is spliced from 2 exons. The coding region runs from base 17 to 2056 and encodes 679 amino acids. NCBI's taxonomy places the organism in Eukaryota, Fungi, Mucoromycota, Umbelopsidomycetes, Umbelopsidales, Umbelopsidaceae. The record is from RefSeq and is a predicted model, not a curated record.
GAUCUACUAGCAAACCAUGGGUGUUCGAGGGCUGGCAUCCUACAUUCGCAGCCAACCAGCUCUUGGCAAUAGAGUAGAUGUGAAAUCUGGAGCCGAUCUGAAAACAAAGUUCUUUAUAGACGGCAACGCUUAUGUGCACCACUUGUAUAUGACCAGUGAUCUUGAUUGGAUCCAUGGAGGCCAGUAUACUGAAUUUGCAGACCUAUUUGUAUCGCAUCUAAAACAAAUGCAAGCGGCUGGUAUUGACCUGAAAAUUUACUUCGAUGGUCCCCUUCACGACAGAAAAGAGCAGACAAGAUUUCUUCGACACCGCGGAAACAUUGAUCGAAUUCACAACGUGCUGAAAAACAUGACAUGGUUGGCACAAAACGCUAAAAGUCCGAGAGCUAAUAGAUCUACAUCGGUAUCACAGCAACUGUUCGUCAUGCCCUUACUGGCACUGGAUGCCUGUGUACAUGCAAUUCGGCAUAACUCUAUCGACUUCGAAUUCUGUGAUGAUGAAGCUGACGGUGAAAUCGCUCGACAAGCAAGAGAAAAUGGGGGUUUUGUCAUCUCCAGAGACUCUGAUUUCUUCGUAUAUAAUCUAGGUACUGCUGGAUAUGUACCACUGGACACGCUUACCAUCAACUCGGAUGGUUUGACUGCCCUGGCUUACCGAUCCAAUAAAAUUGCAAGCCACUUUGGAUUGGAGCCGAAGUAUAUGCCAGUCUUCGCAUCUAUCUUAGGUAAUGACUACCUACCAGCAGACUUGUUUACCUCGUCCAUCAAGGCGGAAUAUAAUCUUGGUGGAAAGAUACCCAAAAACUGGUUCAAAAGAACUGCAGCCUACAUUAAUCAUCAUGCCGAAGAUGCCUCCUCUAUUGAUCAACUUCUCAGUCAGAUCAUAGAGUCUAUAUCGAAUCUUCCUGAAGACUUAACGGCACAUCAGGUCUUGGAAGCUCUACAUGAAUCUAUUCGACAAUAUGAUCCCGACAGCGAAAUUAGCUUCACACCGUCGAGUCCGUGUGAACAUGUUCAAAUACAGGAAGCUAUCUGGAACACUAUUCACGAACAAUACAGGAAUGGAAAGUACUGUUACAAGAUUAUGGAUGUUGUUAUGCGCGAUCGGAAUUUCUGGUGCACACCUUUUAUAGAGGACUUGGAUAGAGAGUCCAGCUGGGUCAUCAGUCGCCAAUUACGCCAAUGGAUGUAUAGCAUUGUUUUGGGAUCAUCAUCUUCUUCUGAACCGUUUGUGCCACUGGAAAUUACGGAGUAUAUUAGGCAUGCGAAUCACCUUGGAAACGACAUUGUUAAGACGGUAUCUUUGUCAGAACUUGGUUCGAUUGCCCAAAUACCUUCACUCUCGCAAUCGACACUAUCGUCCCCUGAUAUUGCAUUGAAAUUGUAUCUCCAGCUUCACCACUGUGAAAUUAAUCACCUAGACCGCUCGCUUCAUCCAACCAUCCUAUCCAUCAUCGCCAUCCUGCGAUAUCUUAUCCAUCACGCUGCCAUGUCCAUUGGAGCAAACAAAGUUGUACAUAAAUUUUCCAAUCACGAAAUAGUCGCCAUCAUCAUAUCUACAGUCGUUUCACUUUCACCGACCCUCUGGCCAAGUCAGCCUCCUCCAUCCAGCACACCAUCUUCUUCUCUCCCAACCAGAAGAGGAUUACAGAUUGCUGCCCAGCUACAAACUACUUUGCUUAGCAGUUACCUUCUUGCGCAAGCAUUGAAUUUAGGCGAGCAUUUGUUUCCUCCUCCAACCCUUGCACAAUAUUUCAAUGGCCAAAGUUUACACCACUAUUUACGGAAUGCUAAAGGUGGAGCUACAAUCGAACGAAUGGUCGGAAAGCAGUCGUUGGAAAUCAGCAGUAUGUGUUACAAGGUACUUGAACUGGUGAUGGCAGGGUGGAACGAGGACGAGGUCAAUAUAGUAUUCCAAUACGCUGAUGACGGCAAUGGCCGUAAGAAGAGCCAGGAUCGUGGCAAAAAAGGAUCCUCCAACAAGAAGAAGCAAAAAGUAACUGAGUCAUCUACCGAUAAUAUGUUCAACGUGUUAAGUUCUGGUUGUCGCUGGUGAAAUACACUAAUUACAUGUAUAAUAAAAAGUUCUUACAAUCACUGUGUUUGCGCGGAAGUUUAUAGCCCAUGCAGAAAUAUGAGCUGGCUUUAUUAAUUAUGAUGGUGUGUGUAUGUAUGUACAGUGAGUGUCUCCUCACAAGGAAGCAAGCGCAUCAUUAAGCGUUCAAUUGGUCAAUGAAUUGACUUGCUAGCAUUCUUGUGGGUCAUGGAUGUGCGACAGUGCGUGCGUCAGUU